Molecule: messenger RNA, 1857 nt
Organism: Dendronephthya gigantea
Lineage: Eukaryota; Metazoa; Cnidaria; Anthozoa; Malacalcyonacea; Nephtheidae
Product: riboflavin kinase-like
Exons: 4
Coding region: 89-592 (167 amino acids)
Biological process (GO): FMN biosynthetic process; riboflavin biosynthetic process
Cellular component (GO): mitochondrion
Molecular function (GO): riboflavin kinase activity
Source: RefSeq, a predicted model, not a curated record
UAACAAUCGCAGAACUUUUAAACAUUUAGUUUGUUUGCCAUUUAAAUUUUUAUUUUUUGUGUUAGAGAAUAUAUUAUAUCGUAGAUUCAUGCCUGCUGAAAUGCAACAGAAAACUCUGCCUCUAUUCGUACGAGGAGAGGUAGUUAAAGGUUUUGGACGAGGGAGUAAAAGCUUGGGAAUACCAACAGCAAAUUAUCCUGAAGAUGUGAUCAAUAGUUUACCUGAAUCCCUUAAUACGGGUGUUUAUUAUGGUUGGGCAAGUCUGAAUGGAGAUCAAGUUUAUAAAAUGGUUCUUAGUGUAGGAUGGAAUCCAUUUUUUAAGAAUACAAAGAAAUCAAUGGAGACACACAUUAUUCACACAUUCGCACAAGAUUUUUAUGGGUCAGAACUUCGUGUGUGCAUAACUGGAUAUAUACGGCAAGAAAGCACGUUUCCAUCUAUGGAUUCCCUAAUUGAAGCGAUUCAAAACGAUAUCAGAAUAGCAAAAGAAGAACUUGAUAAGCCUGAACAUCAAGCAUACAACUCACAUGCAUUUUUAACCGACAAAUCUUUGACUCAAAAAAGUGAAGUAAUUUUAGGAUGUGCUAGUUAGUUUAUUAAUAUUUGGGUAAAUCCAUGUACACUGGCAAAAUUGCCACCACGGGGCUGAUGUUUUACAAUUUCAACGGACUGGGAAACGUAAAGCCUGAAGGCCCGUUUGCACUUGCAAUUUUUGUCCGAUUUUAUGUGCGAUUUUCUUCUUUUGAGAGAUGUGAGCUACACUCAAGGGCGUAAAUCCAUGUUGGAAAGUGGGAGGGGGGGGACACCUCAGUUUGCCAUAGAUGAGUUAAUGCGUAUGAUUGGCUGCUACGCUUAGAACAUUUAGGUUGUAACAUUUGUUCAUACUUGUAGUUCUAUAGUGCAGUUAGCCAAUAUAUAGCCAAUUACUUCAUGUAUCAAUUCAGGGGCGCAGGAAUAUGUUCGAGAUUGCGUGAGAGGGGGGGGGGGUCACCAAGAGGCGCCACCAUGGUUGGCGCCGAGCUUGAAAAUUUUUGAAAUUUCUUAAGAUCCUUGCUUUUGAAGUUGUUUUGAGAGCAAUUACGCGAGACGAUACAUUUAGCUUAGCGAAGCAAUUGCUGCUGUCUUUCUUCAACGUAUGAAACGUUAAAACUAUAUUGUGAUGAAUGAAAACUUUGAUCACAUCUACAUGUGUCCGGACAACCCGAAUAUACAAUUUUGACAGAGCAUACGUAACUAAUCACUCGUUCACAUCUACCAAAAGAAGAAAAUCGCACAGAAUCAAGUGUAACGCCCUUGCUGUAACAUAAAAUAAGCAUAAAAGUGUGAAUACAUGCUUUUUAAAAUAAUAUAAUAGCAAAUAAUAGGUUUUCUGAAGGGCAAUUACCAAAUUAGAUGCCGGCAGAAAUUACUAGAUGCAGUGAGUGAAAAAGGAAACUUUACGUUAAUUAAAUAUUCUUAAACGCCAUUGAAAAACGAUAAAAAGGCAAAUUUAGUAUAAAGAAACCUCGAGCAGUCGCAGUGAACGAAUAAUAAUCCCACAAUCACCACAUAGAGCCAUUGUCGUAUAUACUCACCUUCAGCUUUUGAAGUCGCAUCCACUGCGUGACACGCCAAUCUAUCGGUUUUCGCUUUCUUGUCCUGUUUCGUGGCGCCGUAGUUUUUGGCUUCUCCCAUAUCUUGGAUAACCACGAUGUUUUAAUGGUCAAAUGCUUGUCCUAGGUAAACUGUAAAGUUGCCGCAAGCAUGUUUCAUGCUCAUAUACAAACAUUUAUCAUGAAUAAUCGCACAUGUGUAAUGUGUUAUCAUCGCUUUUCAAAAUGGUGGAUUCGUCAAUAAAACAUUGCAUAUUAUAUAAUA